This is a messenger RNA of Prorocentrum cordatum, 351 nucleotides long. The record is from the annotation of a GenBank genome assembly. NCBI's taxonomy places the organism in Eukaryota, Dinophyceae, Prorocentrales, Prorocentraceae.
AUGUUAUCACCAUCUCGGUUAUGCAGCCAGUGUUGCCUAAGCGGUCACCUGCAGCACAAGUUCAGAGCGCGGCAAGCCACGACCAGCCGCUUCGGGUUGAGCGUCACGGUGCCCAGGAGAAUGUUGACCGAGUCCUCGUUCUUCUACCAUGCCAGCGCGGAAUUCGUGGACAAGAUCUGCGAAGACGUUGAGGACGUCUUCUUCGCCCCAGGCGAGAGAAUCGUCAAGGUUGGGGAGGCGUGCAGGCUUGGCCUCACCCCCUGCUACGUGCUGCUCUGCGGCGAGGCCGUCGUCGAGGACGAGUUCUCCCUGAAGGUCGGCACGCUCUGGCCCGGCGACGUGUUCGGGGAG